AUGGACCAUACACACGCCCGGGCCCUGGAGGCCCUCCAACCAUUCAUUCAUCUCGCCAACUCCAACAGCGCCACGUCUCCUCGAUUUAUUGCCAAAAUUAUCACCGAUGCUACCUCAAAUCCGCAGACAUACGUCUUUGCUGAGCUACUGGAAACCCCGACCAUCCAGUCUCUCCGGUCAAAGGAGACCCCAGAGGAAUACCAAGGAUAUCUGACUCUCCUCGAGAUCUUCGCCUGGGGAACAUGGAAGGAUUACCAAUCAACACCCAACCUCCCCGAGCUCAACCAAGACCAAACCCUCAAACUCCGCCUCCUCUCCCUCCUCUCUCUUGCUCCAACCAUCAAACCCCUCACAUAUGAAUCCCUCAUGGACGCCCUCUCCAUAUCCACCCCCGCCGAACUCGAAUCCCUCGUUACAAAAGCCAUCUACUCCUCCCUCAUCACCGCCCGUCUCUCCCCCGCAUCCGAUUCGCCAACGGUGAACGUCACCUCCGUCGCUCCGUUGCGCGACAUCAAACCCCAGUCCCUACCGAGUAUGAUCUCGAUUCUGACAGAGUGGGAGUCUCGCUGCGGAGGUGUGAUUAGCGACAUCGAGGCUGAGAUUGAGAAGAUCAAAGCGAAUACCGCCAAGCGUGCCGCUAAGGAAAAUGCGCGCGCGGAACUGCUGAACAAGGCUAUCAACAGCUGGCCGGGGGAAGGUGAUGAAGAGCAUCCGGGGAUAUCGGGGAUGCGGGGAGGACGAAGGCUGGGACCUGGUGGUGGUGGGAGCAGUGGUAACAAGCGCGAGUACAGUGCUGAUGAUAACGAUGACGAUGGGUAUUUCGAGAAUGGGAGUGAUGAUGCGGGGGCCGCCAGUUCGAGGAUGGAUAUCGACGAAGGCAUAGGGUCAUCUCGGACUGCCGCUAGACAAGCGAAACGUCUUCUCGGGAAGAAGGCUUGA
Molecule: messenger RNA, 939 nt
Organism: Aspergillus glaucus CBS 516.65
Lineage: Eukaryota; Fungi; Ascomycota; Eurotiomycetes; Eurotiales; Aspergillaceae
Exons: 2
Coding region: 1-939 (312 amino acids)
Cellular component (GO): COP9 signalosome
Source: RefSeq, a predicted model, not a curated record